Molecule: messenger RNA, 1392 nt
Organism: Pedinophyceae sp. YPF-701
Lineage: Eukaryota; Viridiplantae; Chlorophyta; Pedinophyceae
Source: the annotation of a GenBank genome assembly
AUGGCUGACGGCAAGGAACACCUCUCGCUCGUUAUCUGCGGCCACGUCGACUCUGGCAAGUCGACGACCACGGGUCGCCUGCUGUUCGAGCUCGGCGGUAUCCCCGAGCGUGAGCUCGAGAAGCUGAAGGCCGAGGCCGACCGCCUGGGCAAGUCUUCGUUCGCCUUCGCCUUCUACAUGGACAGGCAGAAGGAGGAGCGCGAGCGCGGUGUGACGAUCUCGUGCACGACGAAGGAGUUCUUCACUGACAAGUGGCACUACACCAUCAUCGACGCCCCGGGCCACCGCGACUUCAUCAAGAACAUGAUUUCCGGCGCCGCCCAGGCCGACGUGGCCGUGCUCAUGGUCCCCGCGGACGGCAACUUCACCACGGCGAUCCAGAAGGGCGACCACAAGGCCGGCGAGGUGCAGGGCCAGACCCGCCAGCACGCGCGCCUGCUCAACCUGCUCGGCGUGAAGCAGCUCAUCGUGGGCGUGAACAAGAUGGACUGCGACACGGCCGGCUACAAGGAGGAGCGCUACAACGAGAUCCGCGACGAGAUGCGCCUGAUGCUCAAGCGCGUGGGCUGGAAGCCCGACUUCGUGGAGAAGCAGGUGCCCGUCAUCCCCAUCUCGGGCUGGAUGGGCGACAACCUGAUCAAGCAGUCGGAGAAGAUGGGCUGGUGGAAGGGCGUCGACGUGACGAACCCCAAGGGCGAGGCGAUGAAGAUCGUCACCCUGCAGCAGGCCCUCAACGACUUCGCCGGCAUGCCCGACCGCAAGCCGGACGCGCCGAUGCGCCUGCCCAUCUCGGGCCUGUACAAGAUCAAGGGCGUGGGCGACGUGCUCGCGGGCCGCGUCGAGCAGGGCACCGUCGAGGUGGGCAAGGAGGUGAUUUUCCUGCCGACGCACACGGCGGCGAACGCGUGCCAGGGCAAGGUGUUCACGAUCGAGAUGCACCACAAGUCGGUGCCCAAGGCGGUGACCGGCGACAACGUGGGCAUGAACAUCAAGGGCCUGGACAAGGGCAACAUGCCGCGCGUGGGCGACGUGAUGAUCUACAAGGACGACAAGGGCCUGUCGCACAUCAAGUCGUUCACCGCGCAGGUGCAGACGCUCGACAUCCCCGGCGAGAUCAAGAAGGGCUACUCGCCCAUCGGCUUCGUGCGCUGCGGCCGCUCGGCGUGCAAGAUCACCGAGCUGCAGUGGAAGAUCGGCAAGGAGACGGGCGGCAAGAAGAUGGAGGACCCGCACUCGCUCAAGUCGAACGAGGCCGCGCAGGUCAAGUUCGAGCCCAUGCAGCCCCUCAUCUGCGACACGUUCAAGAACUGCGAGGGCCUCUCCCGCGUGGCCUUCCUCGACGGCAACUCGGCCGUCAUGCUCGGCAAGAUCGUCGCCGUCGAGAACAAGUAA